AUGCCGCCAAGCCUUGUGCAUGGCACGCUGUUGGGUUACUCUGUCUCUUUUACGAAGAGAGGAAACGGGACCAUGCGGACUGUAAAAACUGCGCCUGCCAAACUUGAAGCACUGCUGACCGGUUUACAGGCGUAUUCACUGUACGAGAUUCAAGUGUGCGCGUUCACCGCCAAAGGGUGUGGUCCCAAGAGUAGAGUGAUCUCGGUCAUAACCGAUGAAGACGUUCCCUUAGCCGCACCCGCGGUCACGGUUGUGAAUCAAAGUUCCAGCAGUCUCUUGGUGUCGUGGCAUGCGCUGCCUUCGUCACUAGUGCCUGGUGUUCUUCGUGGCUUUCAUAUCUGGUACAAACCAUCCAACUACUCCUCUGGAGCCAGCAUGACCGUACGGCCUGACGCAUUGCAAUGCGUGCUGCGGGGACUUCUGAAGUACACGCCUUAUGAAGUGCAGGUAGCUGCAUUCACGAGAAUCGGAGACGGACCAAAAAGUCAUCCCAUGGUUCGAUACACAGCAGAAGACGUUCCAAGUACUGCCCCGCUCAAUGCGCGCAUCUUGAACAAGACUUCAUCGAGUAUUGACCUCAGAUGGGAUGCGAUUCCUAUCAAGAGUGUACAUGGCGUAUUGUUAGGCUACAAAGUGUCUUAUGGAUUAGUGAAUCAUAGUCUUCAAAUAAACGUGACCAGAACAGGACCAAGCACGCUACAUCUCACCCUCGCUGGAUUGAUGAAGCACUCUUCAUACUGGAUUACGGUGUCGGGAUUUACCAGUGUUGGUGAAGGGCCAGGAAGUAUUCGGCUUUAUGCCAAUACUGAACAGGAUGUCCCCAGUGCUCCCCCGCCAAACGUGCGUGGUGUCAACGGAAGUUCCACGAGCAUCCGCGUGAGCUGGGACCAGGUGCCGCCAAGCCUUGUGCAUGGCACGCUGUUGGGUUACUCUGUCUCUUUUACGAAGAGAGGAAACGGGACCAUGCGGACUGUGAAAACUGCGCCUGCCAAACUUGAAGCACUGCUGACUGGUUUACAGGCGUAUUCAAUGUACGAGAUUCAAGUGUGCGCGUUCACCGCCAAAGGGUUUGGGCCCAAGAGUAGAGUGAUCUCCGUCAUGACGGAUGAAGAUGUCCCAAGUGCGGCCCCUACUAUUGUUGGCAUAGAGCCUGUCAAUUCAACGGCUGUGAUUGUUCAGUGGACUUCCGUGUCAAAAAACCACCUCAACGGCGUCUUGAAAGGAUACGUCGUGACGUAUUCUGGUCAAUUCGAUGGGUCGCGUGAGUUAUCAGUUCGUAUUAACAGCGUGCGGGUAGUGCUUGGGGGCAUUUCCCCCGGCUUCGAGUACAAAGUCCGGGUGGCUGCCUUCACGCGCAUUGGCCAUGGCCCGAGAAGUGCUGCUGUGUUGUUUACUACGGCAGAGUCUCCAAACAAAGCAGCGUCAAGGACAGAAAGAAAGAACAUCCUGUUCCAAUACAUCGCUCCAGGAGUGGGUGGAUUUAUCGCACUGGUCGUGGUCCUCGUCUGCCUGGUGUACUUCUGUCGACGACGAAGCAGCAACUACCCCGAUGCCGCUCGCGUCAUGAUUACCUCCCAGCUCGAGAUGGAUCCAUUAGAUGCUCUAGUUGCAUUUGAGAAUCCAGGGUACGAGUCUGUGGACAGAAAACUACCCGCUAUAACGACGGAUGAUAUCACGCCAGGUCAUUGCAGCAAUGAGGAUUUAGGUGUCCCGCCGAGUUGCAUUUCCGACAACCCUCUUUAUGAGAAACCUGUUAAGCAGGGCAACAACCCUCAUAAACAGGUUUACGGUAACCAACAGGAGAACCCCGUCUACGACCAUAAACAGGAAAAUCAUAUUUACGACAGCCCAACGCAUAUGAAGCUUGAUGGUGAUCAGAUGGAAAACUGCGGAGAGGUGAAAAGCCUGGCCCUGAAAUCUCCAGUUCUGUACUUCGAGGAUUUCGAUGAGGAGACCCAAACAGAGGCCUAACGCGCCGCUUGAGAAAAUAAUGCCAUGUGUGAGGAUAGAGCGUAAUUUUUUUUUUUAGAAAAAUCGCAAAUCGCGCAAUUCAUUCGCCAGUAUUUUGUGCAUAGCUGUUUUAAAUAUCACACUUUGAUUUGCAAAGAUUUUGAACCAAUGACAAUAAUAUAAUAAAUGAAACAGGCUCGAAGCCGGGAUUUUGAGCGACGGAGGGGGGGGGGGGGUAACCGUUUACCCUAGCGGACCAUUUAGGUAGCUCGCCCAAGCUCCCUACUCAAUUGUUCUUCAAUAGAACGGACUUUCCAGUCCAGUGGGGUGGGUCUUCUGAACCCGUGGGUACGGGACAGGAUGAAAGCGCAUCAUGAGACUUCGAUUGACAUAAACAAUUAGAGAUGUUUUAAAUAUAAGCUGUUGUGGAUUAAAAAAUAUAAAUAUAAAA
Molecule: messenger RNA, 2401 nt
Organism: Nematostella vectensis (starlet sea anemone)
Lineage: Eukaryota; Metazoa; Cnidaria; Anthozoa; Actiniaria; Edwardsiidae
Product: neogenin-like
Exons: 6
Coding region: 1-1971 (656 amino acids)
Biological process (GO): cell-cell adhesion; axon guidance
Cellular component (GO): plasma membrane; axon
Molecular function (GO): protein binding
Source: RefSeq, a predicted model, not a curated record